Molecule: messenger RNA, 2365 nt
Organism: Epinephelus moara (kelp grouper)
Lineage: Eukaryota; Metazoa; Chordata; Actinopteri; Perciformes; Serranidae
Product: P2Y purinoceptor 6-like
Exons: 2
Coding region: 898-2028 (376 amino acids)
Biological process (GO): phospholipase C-activating G protein-coupled receptor signaling pathway; positive regulation of Rho protein signal transduction
Cellular component (GO): membrane
Molecular function (GO): G protein-coupled receptor activity
Source: RefSeq, a predicted model, not a curated record
UUGGCUCAUUUCAUCUUUUGUUGCUCAUUGCUUUUUUCCCAUGUUUUUGAAGGAAAAAAAGGCAAUUUGCUUCAGUUUCAAACAGUUAAAGAAGUUUAUGUGUUUAAAGAAAUUUUUGAGCAAAUACAUGCUGACGAAAAAGGGAAACAGACAGUUACAAUUCACUUAUGUUUUCUGUCAAGGUUUGUAUAUAGACUCCAGUAAGGAACAGAAUAAAAUAGAUUUACUCUGAGGUUAAGGGAGAAUGGAGAUGGGCUGCGUCAGGGAGCAGGGAGUGUUGGCUGAUGGGAGGUGUGGAGGGAACGGUGUGGUCGAGUGCAGAGAGAAUAGCAAAGUGAUAGAGCAGGCAGGUAGAUGAAGAUGAACUUCACAAACACUAGAACACAAGAAGUGACCUGAACGAGUCACUACCACUGACUGGAUGAUGUGACGAUGAGUAGACGGAGGACUGAAGGAGGUUAUAUACUGAAGCUGGAUGAGCUUGAUAAGAGUCAGGUGUGGAUGGAGUCAGGAGUCACAGCUUGACCCUGAAGAGGGAGAGCCAUUUGUUUGGAUAUCAGCAGAUACUUUGUCACAUCAGGAUCUUUGAGUGUUGAUUAUAGAGUAUGUGACACAUGUAAAGCUGUGUUUGACAGACAGCAGGUCCGUCAUCAUGACAUCCUGACUGGUUAUAAACUGAACAUGUUCAGAGUGUAGAAAUCAAACAACAUGCUGAAACCAGUCCAAUAAAACAGGAAGUGAUCAUUCUGUGUCUUUUAGAGUCACUGAGAUAAUUGAUGAUCAGCAGUAAUCAUCAGGCCUCGUCCCUCAGAGGGAGUUUCAGGUAAACACUGACGACAUUCAGAAAUAUGAGGUGAGGACAUUUGCAUGCUGGACGCAAAGAUUGUUUUGUAACAAAUGCGUCUGUAUGCAAACGUCCUGCGGGGCGGUGGGAGGGUCUGCUGUGUCUUUAUAAAGGAUGAAGAGGAGCAGAGAGACUCCUCACUGAGCUGCAGACAUCUAUCUUCUUCAUCAUCAUCCUCUGUAUCCUCAAGACUGGUCAUGAUGGGAAACAGCAGCACAACGUCUCCUCCAUCAUCUGUCAAUGACUCCAACAUCAGCUCCAACCACUCCAUCAGCGGGAGCCACUCCUUCAGCCACUUCUGGUCUAUGCUCUUGUCCUUUAUGGACAGUUACACUGAGAUGAUGACCCAGUGUCACCUGGAAACUGAUAAACUGGGCUGGUUAGUGGUGAAGAUCUUCAUACUGGUGACGGCCCUCCCAGCUAACGCAGGUUUGAUGUGGCUGCUGCUGAAGAGGAGGCGAGCCAUGACAGCGUCGGAGGUGCUGGGACUCAACGUGUCCCUCAUGGACGUCCUGUACUGUCUCUGCCUGCCUCUAGACAUUUACUCCACCCUACAUGAGACCUCUCAGAUGACCAGCUCCAUCAGAGAGGCCCUGUUUGCGCUCAACCUGUUCGGCUGCCCGCUGCUAUUGACCUUCAUGUGUUUGGAGCGCUACGUGGCGGCAGCUCGGCCUGUCCUCUACAUCAGGCUGGGGAGGUGGGAGUACCGGGCCGUGCUGUGUGCCUGUGCCUGGCUAUUCACCCUGGCCGUGGCCCUGUUGGGGUACUUCGUCCAGAUGUUCACCAUGGCUCUGUCCAUGUCCGUCACCAUCUCGCUGCUCUUCCUGCUCAUGCUGCUGUGUCUGCUGGGGAUCGUGUGGGUGUUGUGUCAGAGCGGCCCGGGCGAAGCUUCAGGGUCCAGCGUGCCGCUGAAGAGACGUGCUCUGAAGAACAUUGUGGCGGUGAUGGUGCCGUCAGUCGUGGCGUACUCUCCUCUGGUGGCUCUGGUCCCGUACGUGUCUGUGAUCGUCUCCCAGCCCACAGAGAGCGUCAGCCCCACACAGUGUACCGUCCUGCAGGUCCUGCUGCUCUUCCCAAACUUCGGCCUGUUCAUCGGCCCCACGUUCUACCUGUCCCGCUUCAGACGGGCGAGCUGCUGGGCCAAAGUGCAACAGAGCCCCAACUCCAAAACACAGACCGAGUAGAUCAUCUCUUUAUGUAGAUCCUUUAGCUGUUAGUAAACCGUAUGAUGUUUUUUGGUGGGCGGGACUUAGCUGGAGGCCAAACAUCUCUCCACAGGCAUUAGUGUGUGAUAUGUGAGUAGUGCAUUUGGAAAUAUUCAUUCUGAGUGUCGGAGCGCACUCAACAAGACGACAUUUUAAGACUCCUAUGUAGCCACAGCCCUGUUGGGGGGAGUCGUGUUUUGCCUCCAACUAACAAACUGACGUCACGGUGAUGUCAGCCCUAAAAGGGUCGGUCUGCAGCUAAUGAUGAUCUCAUUAUUUAUUCAAUAGGUGUGAUUGUAUUUAAAUCUGUACAGAA